AUGGACACAAAAUCUGACUCGCAGCAUGUUGAAACCAUGCAGCCAGCAGUGGCUAAAAGGCGUUGUACCUGGCAAGUCAUCUUGUUUUCCAUGCUUGCCAACAUUGGCCCCUUGAUGUUUGGGUAUAAUCUCGUCAUUAUUGGUGCAGUCACUGCAUUACCUACUUUUCAACAUGACUAUGGACAACCGAACGCUGCCGGGAAAUACACGCUUCCUGCCUUGUGGGUGGGUCUUUGGGCUGGUUUAGUCCAGCUUGGUGUGAGUGGUGGCUCAGUCAUUGCUGGUUGGUUUCAAGAUCGCUUCGGACGUCGGCCAUCUUUCCUCCUAGGCGGCUUGCUUGGUGCUGCUGGGACUGCCAUAUCCUAUAGCUCGGCCUUUCCGAGCGACACUGACCAUCGGCGUAUCAUGUUCCUCCUUGCAAAGAUUAUCAUUGGAAUUGCAUGUGGCAUACUGCUCUCGACAUGCCAGACCUAUAUUUCAGAAAUCGCACCGAUAGGUGUUCGAGCCAUUGUUCUUGGAUUUUAUGCCUUCAAUAUCUCUGUUGGUCAUUUAUUCGCAACUGUCGCGGUAUUCACGCAAACGCAAAAUCAAACAUCGAGCGCCUAUCAAGUACCCUUUGCAACACAAUGGGCAUUUGCUGCUUUUGCUGUCAUUUUGGUCUUCAUACUUCCCGAAAGUCCCGUCUGGUUGUUGCUACAAGAACGGUACGACGAGGCUCAUCAAGUGAUUAAAAGACUAGGCGAAAAGAACAGCGAACAAGUACUUCAAGGCAUGCAAGCAACGUUGAUAAACGAGAGAGCAACCGAGGCUCACGGUUCAGAGAAUCCGACGUACAAGGAGUGUUUCCAAGGCACAAACCUUCGCCGAACCCGUAUUAUCAUCAUCCUCAAUCUUAUCCAGCAAUUUGUAGGCAUUGCCAUUGUGACGAAUGGCGCCUAUUUCUUGACCGUGGCUGGUAUGAGCAGCACCAAUGCUCUUAUGGUCAACCUAAUCGGCAUAGCCUCCAGCAUUGUGGCAAAUAUGGCUUCAUGGUGGACGGUCUCCAAAUUCGGUCGACGUACCAUGACACUGAUCAGCAUCGGCCUUGACUUUUUGGCUUGGGUGUCAAUGGGUAUCGCCGGGUGCUUCUCAUCUUCUGCGGCAAAAUGGUACGUCGGUGUUGCACUUCUUCUUUUCGGAUUCUUCAAUAGUCUUGGUGUGGCUAGCGCGAUUCCCGUCAUCAGCGCUGAGAUCUCAACGGUUCGACUUCGUUCAAAGAGCCAAGGCAUUGGCCUCACGGCUCAAUGCAUUGGUGCUUGGGCUUUCAAUUUCUUUGCCCCUUACCUCUACAACAGUGAUCAGGCCAACUGGGGAGGCAAAAUCGGAUUCUUUUUUGCCGGAUUAUCUACAAUAGCCUUUGCAGUCACAUGGUGGGAUGUGCCCGAGACAUUGGGAAGAUCGUUUGCACAAUUGGAUGAAUUAUUUGGGGAAAACAUUCCGGCUCGAAAGUUCAAGAAAACGCAGCUUUCCGUUGAGCCGAGUCAGGACACAAAGCUUGGAGCGGAGAUGUUUUGA
Pestalotiopsis fici W106-1 is the source of this 1554-nucleotide messenger RNA. RefSeq lists its product as uncharacterized. Gene Ontology annotation, biological process: carbohydrate transport; transmembrane transport. The record is from RefSeq and is a predicted model, not a curated record. Lineage: Eukaryota; Fungi; Ascomycota; Sordariomycetes; Amphisphaeriales; Sporocadaceae. Gene Ontology annotation, molecular function: carbohydrate:proton symporter activity. Gene Ontology annotation, cellular component: membrane. Bases 1 to 1554 code for a protein of 517 amino acids. The transcript has 4 exons.